Messenger RNA from Nematostella vectensis (starlet sea anemone), 2853 nucleotides. RefSeq lists its product as uncharacterized. The coding region runs from base 465 to 1988 and encodes 507 amino acids. NCBI's taxonomy places the organism in Eukaryota, Metazoa, Cnidaria, Anthozoa, Actiniaria, Edwardsiidae. Gene Ontology annotation, molecular function: interleukin-17 receptor activity. The transcript is spliced from 14 exons. The record is from RefSeq and is a predicted model, not a curated record.
CGUUAUUACAAGAUCGUCGAUGAAUUCUCGAAGCAAUAAGUCGCACUUGUCAGCAGCCUUGUUCAGUAGCGCGUGUAGGUUCAGCGUGGUCUAAAGUGCUUGUGGCGACACAUGACAACAGGAAGUUGAACCUAAUCGUAUGCGCUCAAAAAACAAUAAAUAUGCGUCAAUCAAUCUUAACUAUCGUGUAAAGAGGACGCAUUGGUACACGAGGCUGUAUGAACUUCCGCGAGUCUGAGUUAUGGGAAUAUUCGCCACAUAGUAAAACGAUCCAGACGGGUUUCUUUACUCUGUUUAGCUGGGAUAGGAUAAUUCUCCUAUAUUAUGAUUUCUAGCCGUGGUGGUCGAGCAUGUUACAACACGUACUGGAGCGCUCUGGGUUUCAAAAAGCCUUAGAGAAUUCAGACCAGAAGAUUUUCAAUCAUUUUUUUAAGAGAGCUUAAGGCUAGUAUAAAGUCAAGGCCAUGAGUUUGCCAAUUCGCCUGGUUUUGGUGGUAGUAGUAUGGUUUAUAACUAUUUCGGCGAUCAAGUGUGUUCAAGCUCCGAGUUUGGCGCCCUCGAAAAGAAAAGCUAUUUGCAUAAGUGUUUGCUCUUUGCUGAAUGGGAACUUGAAAAGCUCCGCAUUUUCUUGGAACAGAAAGAAAGUUCUGGUAUAUGUGAAUGGAUGCGUCUGUAGCAGAGACGAUCAAGCGAGGGAGAGGGGGAAACGUUCACUUAAAGAAAACGUCACACAAACGACGACAACUAGCGCUACCGAGGUCGUUCCCUCUGACAGACCUACACUUCCAGGGUUGUCCAUUGGGGGCAUCCACAUUUUCCCAGAGGACGCCGACCUGUCUAAACACAACAUCACUACACCUGACCCUAACGAGUCUGUUCCAAGUAUUCCAGCUGAAACGCUGAAGGUUCUUGCUCCGGACAUUUACAGAGCAACAAAGGCGUGUCCUCAUGAUAUCAGUGCCGGAUACAAUGGUACAAAUACCACAAACCUCAAUCAAACCGUGAGGUUUGUUAAAACAGAGUCGAUGGGGUGGUAUGCUAACGUCACGUGGGCCUCACCAACCGAGCGAGACAUCAUCGAGUCAUACCUUUUAAUGUGGCACGUGGACAAUACCAAGGGCACUAACAAAGCCAGAUGCAGACUUGCAAACAAGGAUCAAACGUACAUUGUUUUGAACGAGACCGAUGGCUGGGUGUAUCCAAAAGUUAUAUAUCUUAAGGUAAUACCUCUACCAAGAAAAAAUUCACGAGAAAAAUUCAAGCUUCAUCCUUAUUACCCUAAAAGUGCUUUACCUAUUCCAGUUCCUCGAAAAUCUAAAGCUGACGUGACCAAGAUCUCGUUGGCCAUAACCAUCGGUGUGUUGUCUGGGGUGGUCAUCAUUAUCCUUUUGCUCGGAGGCGUCUAUAAAUGGAAGUGUAUGACGAGUUCCAUCAGGGACGAAGUGUAUGGAUUUACUCAAGUUGUCAUGGAAAAUGGCAAAAGCAAUAAUGCGAAGGCGGACCAAGAUCUUUUCUUCGCAUCGUAUUAUCAAGAAAGCUCGAGGCAUACUGAGCGUGUAGCCACAAUGGCUUCGAGGUUACGCGAAGAUGGUUAUAAUGUCAUCAUCGAUCAGUUUGAAUCGGUGGAGAUCAACGACUUGGGGAUGUGGCGGUGGGUUGACCAUCAAAUGAACAAGGCCAAGAAAGUGUUAGUGAUUUGCUCGCCUGGCUAUGUCAGGCUGUGGAGAGCUAUGGUAAAAGGAGAGUCGACAGUGGACCCAGAAAACAAGGACAUGGCAAGAGUCAAAUACGAGAUCAAUCUAAUUGGGAACAUGUACGCAGAGAGACUGUCCACUGCGAAUAUAAUUUGUCUUAACAUGGGUAAGAAGAACACGCUAGGCGACGAGCUUCCGCCAUGGAUGAAACACAACACUCUACAGUGGCCCGAACAAAAAGACGAGGUUUAUCGGAGAUUGAUAGACCAGCGAGCGUUACUUCCCAUCACGUGAUUAAAGUUUAGCUUGCUCAAUAUGUGACAGAUGUGUUUUUUCUUGAGGAAGUUGAAUUGGGCUGGAUAUGAUCUAUAAUUGGAUUGAAAUGUACAGUGUGAAACAAGAGGUUGCGGGUUUUACAAGGGUUUAGGGAUAGUACAAGGGGGUUACGGGUGGUACAAGGGGGUUGAUGGGAUAUGGAGGCUACGGAUGGUACAACAAACACUAUUGGUUCUGGAAAUGAACUUGUAUAUAGAUCCCAGGGGCCAGAGCCGAGCUCAUCCACAGAGAUGGAUUCUAGUGACGUCACAACUCCAACCAACCACGGGAGAACCGAUUAAAUCACCUUGAACUAGGCUACCUGGUCUUCUAUUGCAUUGGAUCGUGCGCUAGCGUAACAAGGAAGGCGUUUACCUCCUUUGUCGGAGAUAUACUAAUGAUAUUGAAACAAAUUAAACAACAAUUUCUAAUGAAAUUUGAAAGUGUAGUUUAAAAGGUAAGGAAGACAGAAAGCAUAAGGAGUAAUAGAGCUACAGUCGUCCACUUUGUAACGAAUAUUUGUUAGAAAAAGUCUAGACUACGUGUAGCCGCUGGAUCAAGGAUAUUAUUUGCGAGUCAAAGGCUACACGGCUAAAAAAAUUCCAACUCAAUCCGGUUAGCUACUAAAAGGAUUAUCAAACUGAAUAUUGUUUCUAUGCAACAGUUGAAAAGAACACUUUUAGGAUAUUGGGGAGAUAUUCUUGAAUUGAAAAUGACGUAUGAGCUUUUAAAAUAAAAACAUAACGAAAAGGUUUUUACUCUGUGUAAGUAAAAAAAAAAAUGAUUUUUCUUUUGUAGCAAUGUACAUAUUAAUAAAAGACGUGUAAAUAUACGACUCCAAAAA